Messenger RNA from Eutrema salsugineum, 696 nucleotides. Its product is annotated as agamous-like MADS-box protein AGL97. NCBI's taxonomy places the organism in Eukaryota, Viridiplantae, Streptophyta, Magnoliopsida, Brassicales, Brassicaceae. The transcript has a single exon. The record is from RefSeq and is a predicted model, not a curated record. Bases 49 to 531 code for a protein of 160 amino acids.
CAAAAAAAAAAUAGACAUCAAAAUCAGUGUGAAGUCGAAACGGGUACAAUGGGAGAUUCGAAGAGGAAGAGCGAGACGGAGAAGAUAGAGAAGGUGGAGAAGAAAGAAUCAGGAUCCGUCGGUUUCACAGAGCUACGUGACGAUCUCUUCCGUGAAGCAGCAAAACUCGUCUCCGAAGAUCCCUCCACCAAAAUCGCCAUCUUAGUUACUCCUCCUUCCUCCGAAUCGGACGUCUCUAUGCAUGCCUUCGGCUAUCCCUCUGUCGAAGGCGUGGUUCAAACUUUCCUCGAGGACAACUCUCCUGUUCCUGUACCAGAGAAUGCUAUGGAGGAGAUGGUGGAUGACGAUGACGAUGACGAGGAGGAUCCGUCGCCUCAACGAUUUUGGUGGGAAGAUGAUAAGCUGAUGAAUUCGACGAAUCCAGAGCAAUUGAAGGCCGCCUGUGACGAGAUGUUGAGACUGAGGAACCAUUUGAGAGUCAUAAAGAGAGGUCAAGGUUCUGGGAAUCACGAGGAUCUUCACAAACCCUAAGGCGGUUGCAUUCUCUUAUCGCCGGCGAAUCGUUUUAGGUUUUGAUAGCUAUGAUGUUGCACUAAAUUAUAUUAGUUGCUAAUUCUGAUCGGAUUAGGAGUUUCAAGUCCAGAGAUUAGGGGUUUAUUAUCUUAUGGCUUAUCUGUUGGUAGCUAAACUAUAAUG